GAAUUGCAAAAAAUUCUGGUUUGGAGGGCCACGCCCACCGCCUACCAUAUGUGGGUUUUGGGGGAGAAGGUGCAUGUGACGAUUACUUUGUUUUAAAUUCCCCAAAGUGAUUUGACAGACUUUCCACAAGGAGACGAAGAACAACACCUCCAACCUUCUCGAUUGACCUCUGUUUUUCUCCUCAGGAUUCACACCCCAUACUAAACGUCCUGUUUGUGAUCCUUCCUAAUGAAAUGAUUUAUAUUCAUGCAAUCAAAGUGUAUGUAAUGCCAAUAGUUGAAUCAAAUCAUUAGCACUGAUUUUGGUUUUCUUCAAAGAUGGAGCUAAUUUUAAUACUUUUACUACUUGGAACUUUGCAUUUAGUAGCACCCGAUGCUCAAGGAGAUGCACUUUUUGAAUUGAGAACUUCACUUAAGGCUUCACCAGAUCAACUCACUGAUUGGAAUCAGAAUCAAGUUAACCCUUGCACUUGGUCUAAAGUUAGUUGUGAUUCAAAUAAUAAUGUUUUUUCUGUAUCUAUGUCUUUCAUGGGAUUUACAGGAACCUUGUCACCAAGAAUACAAGUUUUGUCAAGGCUUACAAUACUUUCUUUACAAGGGAAUCAAAUAACAGGGGGGAUACCUGAAGAAUAUGGAAACCUGAGUAGCCUCACAAUGUUGGAUCUUGAAAGCAAUCAAUUAAAUGGUCAAAUACCAUCUUCACUUGGAAAUCUAAAAAACCUUCAAUUUUUGAUCUUGAGCCAAAACAACCUUGAAGGACCUAUCCCUGAAUCACUUUCAAGUCUUCCAAAUUUGACUAGCAUUUUACUUGGUUCCAACAAUCUGAGUGGUGAAAUACCUGAUCAUUUAUUUCAGCUUUCUAAAUUCAAUUUUACAGGGAACAGGUUGAAUUGUGGUUUUAAUAACACCCACCCUUGUGCUUCUACUUCUGGAGAUUCUUCAAAGAAAUCAAAGGCAGGAAUUGUAAUUGGAGUUAUUGGUGGAGUUCUUUCCCUUCUUUUGGUUGGAUGUUUGGUGUUAUUUUUAUGGAGGGGUAGACACAAAGGCUACAAACGUGAGGUCUUUGUUGAUGUUGCAGGGGAGGUUGACCGAAGGAUUGCAUUUGGUCAACUGAAGCGAUUUGCAUGGAGGGAACUCCAACUUGCCACUGACAAUUUCAAUGAAAGAAACGUGCUUGGACAAGGAGGUUUUGGGAAGGUUUAUAAAGGAGUUCUUGGGGACAAUACAAAAGUUGCGGUCAAACGGUUGACCGAUUACGAGAGUCCAGGUGGCGAUGCGGCGUUUCAACGGGAGGUUGAGAUGAUAAGUGUGGCGGUUCACCGGAAUUUGUUGCGGCUCAUUGGGUUUUGCACCACCCCAACCGAGCGGCUGUUGGUGUAUCCCUAUAUGCAAAACCUAAGUGUUGCAUAUCGCCUAAGAGAAAUCAAACCUGGUGAAGCUGUAUUAGAUUGGAUGACAAGAAAAAGAAUAGCAUUAGGAACAGCUCGUGGACUUGAAUAUCUUCAUGAACACUGUAACCCUAAAAUAAUCCAUAGAGAUGUAAAAGCUGCUAAUGUAUUACUAGAUGAAGAUUUUGAAGCAGUUGUAGGUGAUUUUGGAUUGGCUAAAUUGGUUGAUAUUAGAAAAACAAAUGUGACUACUCAAGUGCGUGGGACCAUGGGACAUAUUGCCCCUGAGUAUCUUUCUACAGGGAAAUCUUCUGAAAGAACAGAUAUUUUUGGUUAUGGGAUUAUGCUUCUUGAACUUGUCACUGGUCAACGCGCUAUUGACUUUUCAAGACUUGAGGAGGAAGAUGAUGUGUUGUUGCUUGAUCAUGUGAAGAAACUAGAAAGGGAGAAGAGAUUGGAUGCGAUUGUUGAUAGGAAUCUGAGCAAGAACUACAACAUGGGGGAAGUGGAGAUGAUGAUAAAGGUGGCGUUACUGUGCACCCAAGGGUCGCCGGAGGACCGCCCUGCCAUGUCGGAGGUGGUGCGGAUGUUGGAAGGGGAAGGGCUGGCGGAAAGGUGGGAGGAAUGGCAGAAUGUUGAAGUCACACGUAGGCAAGAUGGACGUCUAGAAUUCAAAAAUCAGAAAGCGCUCUUAACUUCGUAUCCUUUCGAUCUUGUUCCUUCGUACGCCAUCAACUUCGCUGAACUCAUCGCCAUCUUUCUUUUCUUUAAGGAAAGGAGACAUGAAGGUUAAGCUUUUGCGUAUCCUUACAAUAUCACUUUUACAUUUCAAUUUUAUUAGAUUAAUCAUGUGACAACAUGCUUCCAU
Molecule: messenger RNA, 2255 nt
Organism: Lactuca virosa
Lineage: Eukaryota; Viridiplantae; Streptophyta; Magnoliopsida; Asterales; Asteraceae
Source: the annotation of a GenBank genome assembly